CUUUUGGCUAACUGGCAUUUCCUUUCCCAAAAACUAUCAUAAUGGCAUUUGGACGCCUGCCAAAUGAGCUUCUGGGAGAUAUCAUUGCGCAUACAUUGCCAGAGGGGUUUGAGAGCCUGGCAUUGACUUCCAAACAUAUCUAUACACUCUGUGCACCAUUCAUUGAGUAUCACAGUAAAUUGCGCUUUCAUUUCCAGAACUUCAUGUACUACAAAACAAAUCAAGUAGUCAAAAGUGGACUCCACUUGGUUGCUGGUACCCCUGCCUACACAGCCUGCUCAGCGUUUAACUUGAUUGCACUCAUUGCUGCCGAGCCAAUUAUAGCCCAUUACAUUCAAGAAGCAGACUUUGAGAAUGACAGUAUAUUCACCUGGGGCAAAGACCGUGAAAUCGCAACAAACAUUGACCAUGAUGGAGCCGUGAUUGAACUACUUGCCAAUUCUUCCUACCUGAAGGAAGCAGGUCUUGACUGGAGGAUAUAUUGGGCUGCAAUUGAAGAGGAUCUUGAUGCUGCCGUUGAAGUGAUUGAUAUUUCUCACGCUUCCAUUGACGGAGAUGCUAUUGCUGACUUUCUUCAAAAACACACCACGCCUCAGAAUAUUGAUGCACUCGCAUAA
Molecule: messenger RNA, 617 nt
Organism: Aspergillus ruber CBS 135680
Lineage: Eukaryota; Fungi; Ascomycota; Eurotiomycetes; Eurotiales; Aspergillaceae
Exons: 2
Coding region: 42-617 (191 amino acids)
Source: RefSeq, a predicted model, not a curated record